Molecule: messenger RNA, 1020 nt
Organism: Plasmodium malariae
Lineage: Eukaryota; Apicomplexa; Aconoidasida; Haemosporida; Plasmodiidae
Product: rhodanese like protein, putative
Exons: 1
Coding region: 1-1020 (339 amino acids)
Biological process (GO): transsulfuration
Cellular component (GO): mitochondrion
Molecular function (GO): thiosulfate-cyanide sulfurtransferase activity
Source: RefSeq, a predicted model, not a curated record
AUGAGAAAAUUUAGUGCAGUAAAAGAAAAAAAAUACAGCUACUUAAUUGAAACCGAUGAAUUGUACAACCUUAUAAAAAACAAAAAAGAGUAUUUGCUCUUCGACACCAGUUGGUAUAAUAUAAAAGUACAUAAAAGUGAAAAUUUAUUUAAUGGCGGUGAUCAGGAGGAAAAAAUAGAAGGAAGCAUCAACUUUGACUCAGUAGUUACAUCUAAUGAAAAUUCGAUUUUUUCUUUUUUUUUUCCAACACAGUCCGAAUUUUUUACGUACUUAAAGGAAUUAUUGACAAGAAAUGAAACGAAUAUAAGAAAAACUUCUCUAGAAAAUAUACCAAUUAUUUUUUAUGAAAAAGAUGAUAUAUUUUAUGCUCCUAGAAUUUGGUUCAUGUUUAAAAUUUACGGUUUCAAAAAUGUAAAAAUUUUAAAUGGCGGUUUAAAUAAGUGGUUAAAUGAGGAAAAAGAUACAAUAACAUCUGUAGAAAAAGAAAGUAAUAUUCAUAUAAUAGAUAAGGAGAAAAGUAAAAAUGUAGAUAAAAUAAUUGAAGAACAUUUAAAUAAAAAUGAGGAUGAAAUAAAUAAUAAUUUGAAAACAAGCAUAUACUAUUAUUUAGAUAUAGAAAAGCUUAUUAUAUCAAAAGAAAAGCUACAAAUAACAAACUAUUUACUAGUUGACACUAGACCUAACAAAUUCUUUAGUGCAUUAUUAUCAAUAAAUGAAAAGGAGAAAAAAAUUAAUAAUCAUAUUCCUUUUUCAAUAAAUAUACCAUAUCAUUAUUUUUUAAAUCAACAUUAUGAAACAUAUAAAUAUGUAACAUUUAAAAACGAAUUAGAGAUAAAGAACAUACUUGAUAAAUACGGUCUACUAAAUGAAGAAAAUGUAGUUAUACUAACAUGCAACAAGGGCAUUAGUGCUUGCGUGCUGUUAUAUCUUUUGCAUCUACUAAAUAAACCACUGUCUAAAUUAAUAUUCAACCAGGGCAGUUUCGUCGAAUACGCACACUAUAAAUACAACAUUAGGUAG